ACAUCCUGGCAUCGCACCCAUCUCGCGAUUUUCUCGCGAGAUCUCCAGCGAGCGACCGGCUGGUUAGCCGGGAGAAGAUGGCAAGCCGCGGAGGUUUUCAAGCAGCUCCAGGUGGCGGCGGCGGAGGCAUGGGCGCGGGGACUGGACCACCGGGAGUCGGUGGGCCGCCGGGCAUGGGUCCGGGAACUCCGUCCGGUAGAAUGGGGCCUUCCUCUGGACCGCAAAAUCACCUUUACCGGUCACCGAUGCCAGGCCCUGGAUACCCGAGACCCGGGAUGCCUCCGGGAGCCCGCAUGACCCCCCAGGGUCCGGCGAUGGGUCCCCCCGGCUAUGGUUCCAGCCCCAUGUCCCGUCCCGGGAUGCCUGGCAUGGACCCCUCCCGGAAACGGCCCACCCCCCCACAGAUGCAGCAGGUCCAGCAGCAGGCCGUCCAGAACCGAAACCAACAUGCCAAGAAGAAGAAGAUGGCCGAUAAGAUUCUACCUCAGAGGAUCAGGGAGCUGGUCCCGGAGUCUCAGGCCUACAUGGACCUGCUGACGUUUGAGCGGAAGCUGGAUCAGACCAUCAUGCGCAAGCGGCUGGACAUCCAGGAGGCGCUCAAGAGGCCCAUAAAGCAAAAGCGCAAGCUCCGCAUUUUCAUCUCCAACACCUUCAACCCUGCCAAGGCGGACGCCGAAGACAGCGAGGGCACUGUUGCAUCAUGGGAGCUCCGUGUGGAGGGGCGGCUGCUGGAGGACGCCACCGUGUCCAAGUACGAGGCCACCAAGCAGAAGAGGAAGUUCUCCUCCUUCUUCAAAUCGCUUGUGAUCGAGCUGGACAAGGACCUGUACGGACCCGACAACCACCUGGUGGAGUGGCACAGGACUCCCAGCACCCAGGAGACGGAUGGGUUCCAGGUGAAGAGGCCGGGGGACGUGGGGGUUCGCUGCACCGUGCUGCUCAUGCUCGAUUACCAGCCCCCCCAGUUUAAGCUGGACCCCCGCCUGGCCCGCAUGCUGGGGAUCCACACGCAGACCCGUCCCGUCAUCAUCCAGGCCCUGUGGCAGUACGUCAAGACCCACAAGCUGCAGGACCCCCACGAGAGGGAGUUCAUCAACUGCGACAAGUACCUGCAGCAGAUAUUUGAGACCCACAGAAUGAAGUUCUCAGAGAUCCCUCAGCGUCUGCAUGCCCUGCUGAUGCCUCCUGAACCAAUCAUCAUCAACCACAUCAUCAGUGUGGACCCGAACGACCAGAAGAAGACGGCCUGCUAUGACAUCGACGUGGAGGUGGACGACACGCUCAAGACGCAGAUGAACUCCUUCCUGCUGUCCACUGCCAGCCAGCAGGAGAUCGCUGGGCUGGACAACAAGAUCCAUGAGACGAUCGAGACCAUAAACCAGCUGAAGACACAGAGGGAGUUCAUGCUGAGCUUCGCCAGAGAUCCACAGGGCUUCAUCAACGACUGGCUGCAGUCACAGUGCAGGGACCUCAAGACGAUGACGGAUGUGGUGGGGAACCCAGAGGAGGAGCGGAUGGCCGAGUUCUACUUCCAGCCCUGGGCCCAGGAGGCCGUCUGCCGCUAUUUCUACUCCAAGGUGCAGCAGAGGAGGCGGGAACUGGAGCAGGCACUGGGCAUCAGGAACACCUAGGAGCCAGGUGUCGCAGAGAGAAGAGGAUUCUGGGAAAUGCGCUCGGGGGCAAUAGGUCCCCCCCCCCCCCAAAGAAAACCGUACAGGCGCCCCGCAGCUCUCUCUCCCCCAGCUUGGCCUUUAAUGUCCUGGAAAGGGUUCGUCUGGCUGACCUCUUGCUACCUCUUGCCCCCCUAACCUCCCCCCCCCCCCCCACAAAGAAGCCCUGUACUGCUUUACUGGGUCUAACAGCCCCCCAGGUCCAGGGCCGGCUCCUCAGUUUGGAGGGUGAAUUCACAUCAGCCAGUGUUCCCCUCUGGGACUCCCGCUGUAUUUGGGUCCAGCCAUCAGGGGGUGAAAUUUGAUUGGCUGUGCCUGAUUUUUUAAUUUUUUUGACCUUGGUGACAAUGGAAAGGUUUGGCUAUAUUUUCCCCAAGUUUCCAUUCCACACCAAUAUUUCGUUUUCAGCUAGGUCAUUCUGAUAGUUCAGGUGAAGUUCAGUGAUCUGAAAUAAAUUUCUCCGCCACCUCUUUUGGGACAACGUCACAAAGACAUGAAAACAUUUCCAUUAUUAUCAUUAUCAUUAUUAUUAUUAUACCAUUAUUCUCCUCUGUGUGUGUUAGCUUUUAAUAAGUUGCGUGGCCUGCCUUUUGUUAUUAAUGUAGGCGGACAUGUUUGAGAAGACCAAGUUUGAAGGACCUUUGCUAGGAUUAAGCUGAUGUAUUUGUAGUUUGCAGAAGGAAGUAGAAUAGUGUCUCUGAGCUGUAAGGCUGCAAAUAUGCCCAGGGAAUGUGGAUGGGUGGGAGGGGGGGGGGUUACAAGGUGCUGUCUUACAGAACAGAGUGUGUACCUUAAUACUCUAUAUAUCUAACCUAUGAGUGUCUUUGAAGAGGAACACUGAUUAUUUAGACAUGACUACUGAUGCAUAUACUUACUGUGUUGAAUAUUUCUCAUACAGAAAAGCCAUAAAAAGCAGUUGGUAAGUUAAAGUAGUCGCAGAGUUCAAAUCCAGAUAUUUAAAGUCUUAUUGUGGUUUCGCCCAGUUUUCUUCUGUUUUUAAGGAGUGGCGUGAAGAUGCUGCUGUUUCCACAGCUCAGGAGUGUUUCUGCGAGAAAAGAUCUCAAAUGAUUGAAAUGUGCUUAAUUCUAGUUUAACUGAGUUUGAAUUAAAUUAGUUUAAUUUUAGGAUUAGUUUACCUAUCCCCUUAUGGACCAAGUAUAUUUUCUGUUCUGUUGUUUAUUGUAUGAGUUUAUUCCCAGUUUUAAUAAAGUGCUUAAUGAGUUAA
Molecule: messenger RNA, 2895 nt
Organism: Anguilla anguilla (European eel)
Lineage: Eukaryota; Metazoa; Chordata; Actinopteri; Anguilliformes; Anguillidae
Product: SWI/SNF-related matrix-associated actin-dependent regulator of chromatin subfamily D member 1
Exons: 13
Coding region: 78-1631 (517 amino acids)
Biological process (GO): regulation of transcription by RNA polymerase II
Cellular component (GO): SWI/SNF complex; nucleus
Source: RefSeq, a predicted model, not a curated record